AUGGUUUAUAACAACUUUGUAGCCGUUAUCUUCGACAAUUUCAAGGAUGCCUCUCCUUUUAUCUCCGGAUGUACAAUUGAAAGCAUCGAUGACUUUCUGAUCGAACCUGGUGUUGGGCUACCUCAGACUGGCCCCCUUGAAGUCUCUGUUCAUGACAUCACCAAUGUGAUCUCAGCUGAGCAGAAACUUCGAGGACUCCAUUUUGAUGCUAAAUUUUGUAACCUCUUCACUCUCCCAUUGGAUAUUUCCCCUGAACUGGAGUCGGAUAACGCGCUUCUAAUUGUCCAAAUUGGCAACUUCGCUAUUCCUCUGGAAAAGCCCGUUUCAAUACUUGUACCUAGGGGCAUUCCUUACAAAUUUGUUAGCAUCGCUGCCAAUAUCAUCAAUGCCUCGCGUCUUAAAUUUCUCCCCAAACGACCUUAA
Molecule: messenger RNA, 423 nt
Organism: Rodentolepis nana
Lineage: Eukaryota; Metazoa; Platyhelminthes; Cestoda; Cyclophyllidea; Hymenolepididae
Source: the annotation of a GenBank genome assembly